Moneuplotes crassus is the source of this 1170-nucleotide messenger RNA. The record is from the annotation of a GenBank genome assembly. Lineage: Eukaryota; Ciliophora; Spirotrichea; Euplotida; Euplotidae.
UUUCAUGACAACUUUAUCACCAACAAGGUUUUAUCAGCAGAAUGACCAGAAUUCAGUCUCUGAGAAGACCAUUUCCAAGUAUUAUGACCGAAAAAUGAAGGAAAUUGAAGAAACUAGGAAAGAAAAAAGAAGAAUGAGGAAGGGCUUGCUUACCCUCAGAAGUGAUUCUUAUUGUGGUUCUCAAGAAAUGGACAUUCAACACAGAACCCUUGCUUAUCCAGUUGAUAAAGCUCAGAAGAUCCAAGCUGCUCGCGGUAGAUUUAUGAAGAAUAAUAUAAAUUUACACCCAAUGUUCAGAAAAUAGCAGGAAAUCACUAGGAAUUAUUAAGAAGAAUAAUGAGCUGGCUGCCAAUAACAGCACACAGAAAUUAAUCCGCUUGAUCAAGAAGAUCAAGGAAACUAGAGUUAAAAAAGGACAAAAUGAUAGCUUUAGUCCUACAAGACAAAAAUCUGAGUUGGCUAUUACUGACCAAAGCAACCUAGCUGAAGAGUUCACGCCCAAGUCACCUAAUCUGAAGCCAGCUUUGAAGAAUUGUCUGACAAAUAAGGAGCGGGCUGAGAGACUUCAGGAGUUAAAAUAAAAGGCGACAGGACAGAAGAAAGAUUUCCUCUUUCCCUUUCAAACAGCGGGUGAUGAAUAGAAACGAUUGUAACCAUAAAGGCAAUUUCCUACUAAACAGUGCACAAAGACUUCCUGGUUUCAGCCAGACUAUUUAUAAUCGAAAAGAGAGUGAAGGUAACCUCAUUCAUUCUGAAGAUACUCUCUUGAAUGGACAGAAGAACGGCAAAAUUAAUAUUGAAGCUCAAGCUGCAGGCCUUAAAAAACCAAGGAACCAAUAUGGAAUUGUUGUGACAGAGGAAAGAGAGAUGAUCCCUCCUCCUGAAUUUUAUAAGAAUCGGAAGAAACAAGGGAGAUAUAAUGAUGCACAUAUUAAAGAAACAUGGGGAGAGCUCUUCCCUUAUAAAGGCCUGUGGGAAGGCAAAGAUGUAGCAGAGCAGCUUAAGAAAUACUCUUUGAAAAGACAUGGAAUAUUGUCCAAUAGUUUAGACAGAAAGCAUCUUCAAAAACCCAAUAAUUUCCUCAGAAAAUCAGACCACAUUUUUAAGCUUGUAGACUUCCAAAAGCACUCAAUCUUAAGGGACUUAGAGAUCGGACAUUUUAAGGUCUAA